Lactuca sativa (garden lettuce) is the source of this 993-nucleotide messenger RNA. RefSeq lists its product as uncharacterized. Gene Ontology annotation, biological process: tricarboxylic acid cycle; mitochondrial electron transport, succinate to ubiquinone. Gene Ontology annotation, cellular component: respiratory chain complex II (succinate dehydrogenase); membrane. Gene Ontology annotation, molecular function: electron transfer activity. Lineage: Eukaryota; Viridiplantae; Streptophyta; Magnoliopsida; Asterales; Asteraceae. The record is from RefSeq and is a predicted model, not a curated record.
AACCCUCCUACGCAAAUCCCAAUCCUUCACGCAUCCUCUCCGUAACGGAGAUCCAGUUAAUCUCCGAUCAAAGUUUCUGCAGAAGCGCCGAUCAUAUUUAUUUAGUUUCUGUCACGAGAAGUUAAUCGUAACAAUGGCUCGCUCGUUCUCGAACGCUAAGCGCCUCUCAUCUUUCUUCGGCGACCAGCUUUCCGUUGUUAUUUCCAAGCGUGGACUUGCUGCUGCCCCACAGAGCGGUGCAUUGGGCGGUGGCGCUGCAAUGAUGAAGAAAGGAGGUGAAGAAUCGUCGAAAUCGGCUUCUAGACUUCCAGAUCCUGCUGUAACCGGGAACCUCAGGCCAGAAUUCCGAUCGAACCAGGUUUACUCUUUUUUGAACUACACCCAUCCGUUCUCUUCUCAUGUGAAUGUUUACAAGUCACAGAACCCUUCGAUGUUCUCCUUUUACAAUAGAUUCGCUACGGUUGCGGCUCCGUAUGUUGCGAGCCCCUCAGCUAGUCACGCUCGCCCUUUAUCUCCCCAUCUUUCUAUCUAUAAGCCGCAGUCUUCUUCGAUGUUUUCCAUUUCUAAUAGGAUCGCUGCGUGCUUUCUAUCCGCCGUGUCAUUGUUGUUCUAUCUUAUCUGUAUGAAAACUGGUUUGAUUUGCUUCACCUACAAUAGUUUCUAUCAAAUCUUCUUUGGAUUGGCUGGGUUCACCGAGUUGAUUUGCUAUUCCUCAAUUCCUCUCAUCCUUCUCCACAUCCUCCAUGCAGUGAAGCACUAAACUUACAAAGGAAAAGAAAACGAAUCCUCAAAUCAAAAGAGCUAUACAUGAUGUUGGAUUUUCAUGUGUACUUCAUGGAUGGUAGUGUCUGUUGUUUCCUUGAUUUCCUGCAAAGUAAUAAGUAUAUGCAAACCUCUAGUAGUUUUUAUCUUUUCAUUGGCUAAAUAAGUGUAUGCUAUGCUUGUUUAUAGCAAAGUAAAUGAUUUGUAUGGAACAAGAAUUCUUUUUGCUCA